UGACGCAAAAGCGUAAGCGACGGAGACGCCCCCGUGCAACUACCGCCUCUGCCUCUGGGAGUUGAAGUUUCCGAAGAAGAACGCACACGCGGUAACGAGACUACUCCAGGAAGGCUUCCUGGGGCUUCGCUCGCAUCCCCAUCAGCUCCUUGGCUCGUUUUUCAGAGGCAUCAAAUAAUGUCCUCAGAAAUGCUACCUGCAUUUAUUGAGACGUCUAAUGUGGAAAGCAAGCAAGAUGUAAGUGAAAGUCAAGAGGAAAGACAGAAGCCAAGUUCUAAUGAAGUGACUGAGCCAGUGUCCAAACGGCAAAUGAAGAAGUUAAUGAAACAGAAGCAGUGGGAGGAGCAGCGGGAACUCCGCAAACAGAAGCGGAAAGAAAAACGUAAGAGGAAGAAAUUAGAGCGCCAGAGUCAGCUGGACUCCAGCGCAAACGGAAGUGAGCGGAAACGUGUGCGAAGAGACAUUGCACAGAGCAAUCUCCGCCUUAUCAUUGACUGUAGCUUUGAUGAUUUGAUGGUAUUAAAGGACAUUAAGAAACUUCAUAAACAGAUUCAACGCUGCUAUGCAGAAAACAGGCGAGCACUUCAUCCUGUGCAGUUUUACUUGACCAGCCAUGGAGGCCAGCUGAAAAAGAACAUGGAUGAGAACGAUAGAGGCUGGGUCAACUGGAAGGAUAUCCACAUCAAACCAGAGCACUACAGUGAGCUCAUAAAAAAAGAAGACCUGGUUUAUCUUACAUCAGAUUCACCCAAUAUUCUGAAGGAGUUAGACGAAUCAAAGGCCUAUGUGAUUGGAGGCUUAGUGGAUCACAACCAUCACAAGGGAUUCACAUACAGACAAGCAUCACAUUAUGGGAUUGACCAUGCACAGCUCCCCCUUGGACAUUUUGUGAAGAUGAACAGUCGGAAGGUAUUGGCAGUCAAUCAUGUAUUUGAAAUUAUUCUGGAAUACCUGGAAACAAGAGACUGGCAAGAAGCCUUCUUUACCAUCUUACCUCAACGAAAAGGAGCUGUUCCCACAGACCAAGCCUGUGAACAUUCUUCCCAUGGCAAGCAGUCUCCCAGGCCUGAAGAUGGAGCCAAGUGUGACUCCAAUGAAGGGGUCAAUAGCAGACAUGAGCCCAUCUCAGUGCACACCGAAGCAAAGCAGGACCAGGAGAGCAGCGCGGAGUUUUGAUAUACCAGGUUCCCUCCCAACCUAGGGAAAGGCUAGCAAGUAAAAUACUCAAGAUUGGAAGAAAGCUUUGUUUUCUCUCAUUUUCUUUGCUAAGGUGAGAAGAAUAAAAUUCAUGGUAAAUGGUAACAAAAGAAAUGUUUGCUUUUGCAUAAGAACAUUUGAAGGUGAUUUUUAAAAUUGAAUUGUAAGCUUCCAGUAAGAGUCUGAGAGUUUAUUUUAUUGUUAUACCCUCAUCUCUUUCAUUUGCUGGAAUUAUUCUUCAAGAUGUGCCUUCUGACUUUAUGGUUAUUUUAUUGUUUUAUGUUCAUGUUGUCUUUCUGAUGUGUGUCACCUGUGUAUUGGUGAAGGCAGACAUCUGUGUUGUCAGACCACUAGCAUGUUGAAUAUGAGAGGUCAGCUGCCUUGUAUUUUCAGCAUUUCUAUUUGAGUUACUUCAAAGAUACAUAGUAGUUCUAGAAAAAAUAACAGUUCCUUAAAGUCUUUUGUUUACUUAAUUGGACUAUGGUGCCCAUCCCUGUUCCUCUUUGUGAUGCAUAUUCAUGGAUCUGCCGCAAUCAUGAAAGCAUGGAAAACCUUUACUCCAUUUUCCUCAUUCCUGUAAUAGUAAUUCAUGGCCAGGCACCCUUGGCUCACACCUAUAAUCCUAGCUAUUCAGGAGGCUGAGAUCUAAGAAUUGCGGUUUGAGGCCAGCCAGUGUGAGAAA
This is a messenger RNA of Perognathus longimembris pacificus (Pacific pocket mouse), 1879 nucleotides long. RefSeq names its product tRNA methyltransferase 10A (gene Trmt10a). The transcript is spliced from 8 exons. Gene Ontology annotation, biological process: tRNA N1-guanine methylation. Gene Ontology annotation, molecular function: tRNA binding. Bases 178 to 1176 code for a protein of 332 amino acids. Lineage: Eukaryota; Metazoa; Chordata; Mammalia; Rodentia; Heteromyidae. The record is from RefSeq and is a predicted model, not a curated record. Gene Ontology annotation, cellular component: nucleoplasm; cytosol; nucleus.